GUGAUGGUGGACUAACCUUUGACAGCCUCAAUCGCAGCACUAUCAAGGCAACUGAAAAAGGAAGAAGUGAGAAGUUACACGUUCUCUCUGAGAAGAAGUGAGUCCAGCAAGCAAUCUCAGGAUCCAUCUCUUGUCGGAAAUGAAUUUCCCCCUCAGUUUCUCUGUGCAGAUUUUGCUGUUAAUGGGUAGCGAUGUUCUGCAUGCAGAGCAAUGCCCUAAGACAGUGAUCAACUCCUGUGGAGACUGCAUCAAAUCAGGACCGUUCUGCCGCUGGUGCAAACAGCUGAACUUCACUAAGCAGGGUGAGUCGAGCACCAUCCGCUGCGACACCAGGGAAGCUCUACGACUGAGAGGCUGCCAGGAAGGAGACAUUGUUUCCCCCGAAAACUCCAAAACCCUGGUGAAGAAUCUCCCACUCACAGCAUCCUCCACCUCUGACAGGGAGCCGGUGCAGCUCAGACCGCAAGAGAUCAAGCUGGAGCUCCGGCCUGGCCUCCCCUACACCUUCGAGCUGAAGUUCAAACGGGCACAAGACUACCCUGUGGACCUCUACUACUUGAUGGACCUCUCUUACUCCAUGAACGAUGAUUUGCAGAAUGUGAAAAACCUGGGGAAAGAACUGCUGAGAACUUUGCGGAAGAUCACUUCUCGAGCCCGUAUUGGUUUUGGCUCGUUUGUUGACAAGACGGUUCUGCCCUUCACAAACACCAACCCACAGAAGCUCCGGAAGCCCUGCCCAGACACAGAGACCUUCUGCCAGGCCCCGUUCGGCUACAAGCACGUCCUGAGCCUGACCAGUGACCAGAACGAGUUUAACAAGAGGGUCUCCGAGCAGUAUAUCUCAGGGAACUUAGACUCCCCUGAGGGAGGUCUAGAUGCCAUCAUGCAGACUGCAGUCUGUGGGAGUAAAAUUGGCUGGGGGAACAGCACGCGCCUGCUGGUCUUCACCACCGACGCUGGGUUCCACAUGGCAGGGGAUGGGAAGCUGGCGGCCAUUUUGGAGCCCAAUGAUGGCCUGUGCCAUCUGGACGCAGGCCUCUUGUACAGCAAAAGCAACGACAUGGACUACCCUUCUGUGAGCCAAGUGGCCAAGAAGCUGACGGAAAAUAACAUCCAGCCCAUCUUCGCCGUCACCCGCAACGUCGAGAAUGUGUACACGAAACUGAAAGAAAUUAUUCCGAAAUCUGAAGUGGGUGUGCUAUCAACGGACUCGGGCAAUGUCGUAACUCUGAUUGAGAAUGCAUACAAGAGUCUGUCCUCCAACGUGAUCGUGAACCAUUUCCAGCUCCCGGACGAUGUGAGGGUCACGUACACAUCUAACUGUCCAUCUGGACGAAGGCCUGACACAAGAGGCUUGUGCGACAAUGUUGGGAUUGGUCAGGAGGUAACAUUUCAAGUGACCGUGACAGCAGACCAAUGCAUAGGAGAGAAGUCGUUUCUGAUUGGACCGCUGGGCUUCACUGAGAGGAUGAAGGUGGUUGUGAAAACACACUGCCAGUGUGACUGUCAGGAUGAUCCCAACAGAACCUACUGCUCAGGAAAAGGGCAGGUCACCUGUGGGAUAUGCAGCUGCUCGUCGGGGUUUGUGGGGCAGAGGUGCGAGUGCAACGUGGGGAGCCAGGGAGAGGACCGGCUGAAGGCCGCAUGCCGUCGCGAUAAUGCCACGGAGUGCUCGGGCCUGGGCGACUGCGUGUGCGGCGUCUGCAACUGCCACACCAGCGAGGACGGGCGCACCAUCUACGGGACCUACUGCGAGUGCGAUGACCGCAGCUGUGAGUUGGACCAGAACAAGCCCUGCGGAGGAAACGGGAAGUGUGAUUGCGGCAAGUGCAUAUGUAACCCGGAUUACGAAGGCAGCGCCUGCCAGUGCAGGAAGUCGAACGACGCGUGUGUGAAGGGAGACAGCCAGAAGGUGUGCAGCGGCCGGGGGAACUGCGAGUGCAACGUGUGCCAGUGCAAGGCUGGCUACACCCUGCCCUUCUGCGAGGACUGCCCCGGGUGCCCGUCCCCCUGCCCGAAAGCUGCGGCCUGUGUUGAGUGCCUGGGAUUUAAUACCGGUCCACUCAGUAAGAACUGCACUCAAGCGUGCGGGAAUAUUCACCACAAGGUGGUGGAUGAGCUGAGUAAGCAGGAUAAGAAGCCAUGCAAGGAGAAGGACACUGAGGGCUGUUUCAUGGUCUUCUCAAUGAAAGAGCUGGAUGGCAUCGAUCAAUACGAGGUGUCAAUCCAGAAGGAGAGAGAGUGCCCGGCCCCCCCAAACGUGGCCGCCAUCGUUGGGGGAACGAUAGCCGCAGUGGCCCUGAUCGGCCUCCUCCUGCUGCUUCUGAUCAAGGCCCUGCUUUACAUGAAGGACCUCAAAGAGUUCCGCAGGUUCGAGAAUGAAAAACAGAAAGCAAAGUGGAGCAAAGCUGAAAAUCCGUUAUUCAAGACUGCAACUACUACCAUUCAGAAUCCCAACUUCAGUGAGGAAUAAUAUCACUGUCUGCCAUUAAAAUAUGAAGUCAUAAUGUGCAUUAUGACGCUGCUUCUCAAACUCAGCCCUGCAGACCUACCGACCCUUGUGUGCGCUGUUUUCUGUUCCAACAAUUGCAGUCCCAUAAUUUUUACAAGCUUACAUUUCUUAAUUAGAAGACGGGCACUAUCUAAAUGGUUUGAUAGAUUAUUUACCUCUUUUGAAUUUUUUUCCAUGGCGCGUGUAUGCGGCCCGGGGCAAAAAGCAACUAAUUCAGCGCAUGCGCGUACUCACUCAUUCGCUCAGGGACGCUAUUCCACCGUUGUAACCCACGUGGCACAGUCCGUGAGGAGGGAGAGGGUCACGGAACUUCAACGUAAAAAACAGAUUAGUAUUCGCGAGUGAUUUAUUUUUAUUCUUGGUUUUGUCAGGGUCGACGAUAUGGAGAGACUUACAAAAAACUGAUUAUUGAACUUAUUUAAAGCCAGAAUUGUUUAAAGCCAUGUUUACUUUAAACGCCUAAAAAGCAGCUAGCAAAAUUUCGAGAGUAAUUCUUCACAAACAUGCCUAUAUCAAACGUUGUUAUUAUUAGGAAAGGCACUUCAAGCCGUAUUACAUUCUAUUAAUGACUUGAUGAUUCAGGAACUGAAAAUAAAAGUGCUCUUUCUGCAGAUGAGUGUUUCUAUUUGCAUGUAGAAAAUGGGAGCACGUGCAGGAAGACACGAAUGAGACAAGAACAUCGCACUUCAAAUAGGUUCGGAGUCUUAGUAAUUCAUCUUAUGCACAAGCAGGUACUUUUCUGUUUUAAACCAGUGCGCCGUGGGCCUCAACAUAUUAGUUCUUGUUAUAUUCAAUUUGGCGCCUAACGUGCGCUGAAAAGGUCCUAAUUCCCACCCUAAUUUGGAAUGUUCGAUUAUCUGCAGCCGCAGUUGUGUUCUUGUGUGGAGGCGACCGUCGAUUUGGGAGAGUGUAGACAUCCUCAAAAGCAACACAAAUGCCGGAUCUGCAUUGCGUUAAUAAGCAUAAGGACACAUUUGAAGUAACAAACUGUGUUCAACAAACUUCAUUAGGCAAGAGAUUGGCUGUAGCAAACACCAGCAUACACAGGGGUCCCCAAGGACUGCAGUUUGGCAUGGUACUGUACACUGGAGCAUUGCAUGUGUUGUAGGGGGUCAUUUUCUGUUUAAAAUAACUGAUACUAAUACUAUAAGUAGAUGGACAGAUGCACAGAUUGAGUAGACAGUUGUAUAAUAUAACUUUGUGAAAAUAAUAAAUUGAAAAAUAAAUUAUAAUAAACUGAUUAUAAUUGGAGUAUUUUAUGAACAUGAUAUUGUCAGGUAAUUUAUAGCAUCAAAUCAUGGUCCUCAUCGAGAAGUCCUGGUCUGCCACCCUACCUGGGAGUCAGGUGUGAAGACAGUCUGGGCAAUCAGCAGCACUUACUGUUCAUUUACAUACGUAGGAAAACAGAAAACCAGGGUUGUAUUUGAUUCGUGGGCCAGAUUUGAUGAUCCCUGUUUUAUAGCAUAACAUUUGUUACCUCGGUAAAUUCCCUAAAACCAGCCGCAAUUGUAAUCCAUACCAACAAGUUAAUUGUAGGGUAUUAUAGGCUGCUAAACAUACACCCUGCUAUGAUCCUGCAUCCAUUAUCCUGCAUCCAUUUUUUAUCAAUAUGAAGGUUAGAUACAUUUUUAUACCUCCUAUAUUGCUGUUUUGCUUCUUUUUUUUAAAUUGUAAAUUGCACACAAUAGAUAACCCUACAAAUGGCUUAUGUUGACUUGUUCAUUCUGACACCUGAUGACUGCACUUUUAUUUUGUAACAGUGAACACAAUAAAACUGUGGAAAAAGUCAA
This is a messenger RNA of Conger conger (European conger), 4302 nucleotides long. It is a transcript of the gene itgb2, whose product is annotated as integrin, beta 2. Gene Ontology annotation, cellular component: focal adhesion; integrin complex; cell surface. Bases 140 to 2473 code for a protein of 777 amino acids. Gene Ontology annotation, biological process: cell adhesion mediated by integrin; cell-matrix adhesion; cell migration. The record is from RefSeq and is a predicted model, not a curated record. Gene Ontology annotation, molecular function: amyloid-beta binding; integrin binding. Lineage: Eukaryota; Metazoa; Chordata; Actinopteri; Anguilliformes; Congridae. The transcript has 16 exons.